CAUGAUAUCAAUGCUAUAUAGUUGCAAAUUUCUUCAACCUUAUCCACUUCGAACCAGUCACACAACUCACAAGCUUCUGUCCUCAGUUAUCAACGAUUGUGAAGAUGAAUACUAAAUGGAUUAAUUCUAAAUGAGUAUGCAUCGUUACAUUAAUUUACACACAUAAUGUCCCUAACCGUUGCAACAACCAACAACAACAACCUCAAACAUAUUAAUCAUUUGUUAAACCAAUCCAAUACUAUCUCUCACUCUCGCCUCAAACAAAUUCAUGCUCAAAUACUUCGCACCAUUCACACCAAUCAUCCACAAUCCCUUUUUCUCCACACCAAACUUCUUCACCAUUACUCCUUCACAAAUCUCAACUACACUACACAUCUUUUUCAUCACUUUAACAACCCAAAUUCCUUCAUGUGGAACAUUCUCAUACGAACCUACGCUAAAACCACAAAUCAUAAAAAUCAUGCUAUUGUUCUUUACAAAGAAAUGAUGAUGGAACAAGAAAAUGAAGUUUUUCCUGAUAAACACACUUACCCAUUUGUUCUUAAAGCUUGUGCUUACUUGUUUGCGUUAUUUGAAGGGAAACAGGUUCAUGCACAUGUUUUGAAACUUGGGUUUGAGUUAGAUACUUAUAUUUGUAAUAGUUUGAUUCAUUUCUAUGCUUCUUGUGGGUGUUUGGAAAUUGCACAGAAAGUGUUUGAGAAAAUGCGUGAAAGGAGGAAUGAGGUUUCAUGGAAUGUAAUGAUUGAUUCUUAUGCUAAAGUUGGAGAGUAUGAUACUGUUUUGAAAAUGUUUUGUGAGAUGAUGAAGGUACAUGAACCUGAUUGUUACACAAUGCAGAGUGUUAUUAGUGCUUGUGCUGGUUUAGGUGCUCUUUCAUUGGGUAUGUGGGUUCAUGCUUAUGUUUUAAAAAAGUGUGACAAGAAUGUGGCUUGUAAUGUUUUGGUUAAUUCUUGUUUGGUUGAUAUGUAUUGCAAAUGUGGAUCUCUGAAAAUUGCUAAGCAGGUGUUUGAAGGAAUGUCAUAUAAAGAUGUGAAUUCAUGGAAUUCAAUAAUAUUGGGUUUUGCCAUGCAUGGCAAAGCUGAGGAAGCUUUGGAUUAUUUUGUCGGUAUGGCGAAGGUAGAAAAAUGUGUGCCUAAUUCUAUCACUUUUGUCGGUGUGUUGAGUGCGUGCAAUCAUAGUGGAAUGGUUAAUGAAGGGGUGAUGUAUUUUGAAAUGAUGACUAAGGAAUACAAUAUUGAACCAAGUUUGGUGCAUUAUGGAUGUCUUGUUGAUCUUUAUGCUAGAGCAGGAAAUAUCCAAGAGGCUUUAAAUGUGGUUUCAGAAAUGCCUAUGAAACCAGAUGCUGUAAUUUGGAGGAGUCUUUUAGAUACUUGUUGUAAGCAAAAUGCAAGUGUUGAGCUAAGCGAAGAAAUGGCAAAUCAUGUUUUUGAGUCUGAGGGUAGUGUUUGUGGCGGUGCUUAUGUGCUUAUGUCAAAAGUGUAUGCUUCGGCUAGUAGGUGGAAUGAUGUAGGUUUGGUCAGAAAGCUUAUGAAUGAUAAGGGUGUGAGUAAAGAGCCUGGUUGUAGUUUAAUAGAGAUAAAUGGUGUUGCUCAUGAAUUUUUUGCUGGGGACACCACUCAUCCACAGAGUAAAGAUAUAUAUAAGUUUAUGAAUGAUAUUGAGGAGAAGCUAGAAUCAAUAGGGUAUUUACCUGAUUAUUCAGGUGCACCUUUGAUUGAUGAGAUUAAUGAAGGGAAACAGAAUACUAUGAGGUUGCAUAGUGAGAGAUUGGCUAUAGCUUAUGGCAUUUUGAAUUCAAAACCAGGCAUGCCAAUAAGACUAUUUAAGAAUCUUAGAGUGUGUAAUGAUUGUCACAAGGUUACUAAAUUAAUAUCCAGAAUUUACAAUGUGGAGAUAAUUGUAAGAGAUCGUGUUCGAUUUCAUCACUUUAAAGAUGGGAGUUGUUCUUGUAUGGAUUAUUGGUGAUAAAUGAUAAUCGUCUCUGGUAA
Trifolium pratense (red clover) is the source of this 1988-nucleotide messenger RNA. RefSeq names its product pentatricopeptide repeat-containing protein At1g59720, chloroplastic/mitochondrial-like. Lineage: Eukaryota; Viridiplantae; Streptophyta; Magnoliopsida; Fabales; Fabaceae. Gene Ontology annotation, molecular function: zinc ion binding; RNA binding; protein binding. Bases 166 to 1965 code for a protein of 599 amino acids. The record is from RefSeq and is a predicted model, not a curated record. The transcript has a single exon. Gene Ontology annotation, biological process: RNA modification.